UAUUACACUGGGUUGCCAACCGACAUUACAACCAACAAAGAAGAAACUAGGGGCGGGCCUUCGCGGGAAAAGCGCGGGUGGGGCUGCUGUGCUGCUGUGAGCGCAUCUACGUCAUACUUCGUCCCGCAUUAGACGAACUCUGUCCGGGCAAACCUCUGCACAACAUCCACUCACAGGCUACACAGUCUACGCCAACACUGAGCUUCCCGUUGGUUUGUUCAGACGUAAACAUGUGUGGAAGAACCGCGUGCACUCUGGCUCCCGACGAGCUGAGCCGAGCCUCGUCCUACAGAGACCGAGGAGGGCGGAGGAGACAGCCCCGCUGGAGGGAUGGAGACGCGGACAAGUACAAGCCCUCUUACAACAGGAGUCCGCAGUCCAUGAGUCCCGUCCUGCUGUCCCAGCAGCACUUCGAUAAGGAUGCUCCUGUGGACGAGCGCGUGUUGGCUGUGAUGCGCUGGGGUCUCGUACCUGCUUGGUUCAAGCAGGAUGAUCCGAGCAAGAUGCACUACAGCACCAGCAACUGCCGCAGUGAGAAUAUCCUGGAGAAGAAAACAUACAAGUACCCGAUGAACAAAGGACAGCGCUGCGUCAUCCUGGCUGAUGGUUUUUAUGAGUGGAAGAGGCAGGAGAAACAGAAGCAGCCGUUCUUCAUCUACUUCCCUCAGGGUUCAUCAGGAUCCAGUGACCCUGCAACCUCAAAGAAGGCACGCUCUGCAGAAAAGGUCUCCCUGGACAUGACAGAGGAAGGAGAAGCUCCAUGUGAGUGGACUGGUUGGAGGCUGCUGACCAUGGCUGGACUGUUUGACUGCUGGACACCACCAGAGGGUGGAGAACCCCUGUACACUUACACUGUAAUCACUGUGGAUGCUUCACCGAAUCUGCAAGACAUCCAUGGCAGGAUGCCGGCCAUCCUGGAGGGAGAGGAGGAAGUGAGGAGAUGGCUCGACUUUGGUAAAGUGAAGUCUCAGGAUGCUCUGAAGCUGCUCCAGUCCAAAAACACUCUGACCUUUCACCCCGUCUCUUCACUCGUCAACAACUCGCGCAACAACUCUCCAGAGUGUCUUCAGCUGGUGGAUCUCAACAGCAAGAAGGAGCCCAAACCCACAGGCAGCAGCAAGAUGAUGAUGAGCUGGCUGAAGAACGGGUCACCUUCAAAGAGGAAGAAGUCCAACACGUGUGAGAGCGAAGAAGAAACAAAGAAACGGCCCAAAUCUACAGGAGCUCUUCAGGGAGCCAAUAAGAAACCAAGAAUCCACUGAAGAUCUGAACCUGGACGUAAAACUCAAGUUGUGAACAUAGUUUACGUCUCCUCUCUUCUAAUUUAACGUUUAACUUACAGGUUUGAGGGAAAACAUCUUAACAUUUUUCCUUAAAUUAGAAAAGUAAAUCAGAUUUUUCAGACAGUCUAUCACUUAUUAAUUGCAAGUGGUCAAAUUUGUGUAAGCAGGUUUUUUGUUAACAGCGUAGGUGUGACUGUGUUUGAGGCACAGGUUUCAAACAUGGAUGAAAUUCAAUAUGCAACGAUUCAUCAUUUUGUUCUAAAAAAUUAAAACAAUUUCUGUCAUUUUUCCUGGUUUCUUUGCUCCACACACCAAAGAAAACAUUUAAAAUGAAUAAAGUUUGGUUUGUAGACAGAACUAGACACUUGAGAACAUCAUUUUGUGGUUUGGGAAACAUUUGUUUUACAUUUUCUGGAUCAAACUAAUCCAUUAAAUAAUCAACAAUCAAUCAAAAGUGAAUGAACUCCUUGUGAAGAUGCCUCGUAGAAAUAGCCGGGUUCACUGUAAGACUGAAUUUAAAGACAUGUUUGAAACCAUAUUACUGAGAUUUUACUCUUGCACUGGAGUUCAUUAGUUCAUGUUUUGAUGAUCAUUUAUGUGUUAAAGCUUUAUUUUGUAUUCAAGUUGCAACACAAGAAAUACUGAACUGAAGUUUGUGUUGGGG
Solea solea (common sole) is the source of this 1947-nucleotide messenger RNA. RefSeq names its product 5-hydroxymethylcytosine binding, ES cell specific (gene hmces). NCBI's taxonomy places the organism in Eukaryota, Metazoa, Chordata, Actinopteri, Pleuronectiformes, Soleidae. The coding region runs from base 231 to 1262 and encodes 343 amino acids. The transcript is spliced from 7 exons. Gene Ontology annotation, biological process: DNA damage response. The record is from RefSeq and is a predicted model, not a curated record. Gene Ontology annotation, molecular function: single-stranded DNA binding.